This is a messenger RNA of Amyelois transitella, 5032 nucleotides long. It is a transcript of the gene atk, whose product is annotated as protein artichoke. Lineage: Eukaryota; Metazoa; Arthropoda; Insecta; Lepidoptera; Pyralidae. The record is from RefSeq and is a predicted model, not a curated record. Bases 378 to 4820 code for a protein of 1480 amino acids. The transcript is spliced from 3 exons. Gene Ontology annotation, molecular function: protein binding.
CGGACCAUGCCUAGAGCAUUGUUUUAUGUUCAUUGUUUUCAAUAGUGGUCCUUGGGUGGCGGAUUAUGGUUAGAAUUGAGUGUCGACAACUGUUUCCCUCGACUAUUAUCUUUUCGUCAACUUCCUUCGAAUGUUUCAACUCACGUAACUGCCAUUGCAAAUCAUAAACGGAAAAUGCAAUUUAAUGCGACGUUUACUUCGGACUAAAUAAGGAAUAAACUAGUAACGUGCAGUUCAACAAAAACAAAGAGAACUGCUUAAUUCUCUUAUUGAGACCUUUCUCUUAUUAACACAAUAGCGAUCUAAAAAAAAAUAUUUAUUUUAAAAGCGACUAUCAAUCUUUUACAAUUCUUUUUAGAUACACAUACAGAAUAAAAAUGGACUACACGUCUUUUAUGAGGAGCAAUAAAAUAGAUAAAUUUGGUAUUGAUAUAACUAUUAAUGAAAUAUAUGUAUUUAUGUCCACAGGUGAAACGGGACUAAUAAAUUAUUUCUCUUUAGCAUGCUACAAUGAGCUCAGAAGAAACAGAGGAAUGGAUUCCCAAGUUGGAAAUAAAAUUCUAUGGAUCUUACUCGUGACGUUAGGUGGUGCAUACGGACAAACGUUUUGUCCUUCACCUGAGCUUAUACUGCCUUGCAUAUGUACAAAUCGUAACGAAGAUAUUCAAAUAUGGUGUACGCACAGCGAUUUACCUCAAGUAUUAAAAGGCAUUCAGAAAAUAGGAGAUUUUAUCAGAAAACCUAUCGACGAGCUUAUAAUAGAAAAUAACUAUCUCCCAUCGCUGCCGGGGAAGAUAUUUCAAAAUGUGAAAAUACUAAGGUUGAUGUUGCGCCAUAAUGGCGUAGAAAGGUUAUCUGCGGCUUGGUUGGAAACACAAGAAAUGAAUCUGGUGGAGAUAUUUAUUGUUGAGAAUGACUUAAGAAAUUUUCCGGCAGAAAGUUUGAUGAAAUUACAUAAUCUCCAAGCUAUAACAAUUCAAUCACAUAACUUAAAAAGAAUCCCUGCUUUGGUAAAUAUGCCGAAAUUGCGAUAUAUUAGUCUUAAUUCAGGAAGUUUGAGCAUUAUUAAUGAACAUACAUUUGAUAAUCUACCGAGUUUAGAGAGGCUAUUUAUACAAGGAAGUCCCAAUCUUCAUACACUUAUGGAAAAUUCAUUCUACAAUUUACCAAAAUUACGAAAAUUAGAAAUAACGCAUUGUGGCAUCAGAGUGAUACAUAUGCGAGCACUUUCUUUACUUCCGGUGCUCACUGAACUGUCUUUAAGUAAUAAUCAAAUUUCUGACGCAACUAUGGUCGGCAGGGCAACAAGAGAUCUUUCGUUUUUGUCAAAUUUAAAUUUGAACUAUAAUUUGAUUGAUAAAUUAAACGAAGGGGCAUUUGUAGAUCAACCUAUGUUAGAAAAUCUGUUGUUAUCUAACAACAACAUAAAUAUUAUUCAUCAUGGAGCAUUUCAUAGGGUCCCUAAACUGAGGGUAGUAGACCUUAAUUAUAACAGGAUAAGUCAAAUACAUCCAGAAUCAUUUUUGCAACAAUCAGGAAGUGGAGUUGAAGAAUUAAAUCUUAUCGGAAAUCAAAUAAUGCACAUAUCAGAAUUUCGUGCUUUGCUCGAUGCCUUACCGAGAUUGAAGUUUUUAGAUAUGAGUGAUAAUUUACUUCAAGAAAUUCCGAGGGGUGCACUGAGAGGCCAUCCGAGUUUAGAGCGAUUACAUUUGAAUAAAAAUAGUAUUAAGUAUAUUCAGGCAGAUGCAUUUGUAGCAAUGCCAGCUCUUAGAGAAUUGCAUCUAAGUAACAACUCUUUGACCGAUAUGAAUGAAGGACCUUUCUGGAAUUUGCCAGCCUUAAAAGGCUUGGAUCUUUCUAACAACUACUUCCAACGCCUACAACCAAAAAUGUUGUACAAUCUGCCAGCAUUAAGACGCAUUAACUUCAGCAAUAAUCAGCUAUCAAUAAUUGAUCCUAUUACAUUCAUGGAGUCGCCUUUAUUGGAGUAUGUAAAUAUUUCCGGAAACGCCUUAGUUUCCAUUCAUCCUGCUACUUUCAGAAAUUUACCAAACUUGUACGAAAUGGACGCAAGCUCAAACAGAAUAAUAGAAUUUGUUCCUGGUUUACCCAGAGGUUUGGAGCAAUUGUAUUUACAGAAAAACCAAAUCACGAGUUUACCCGUCUCGCCAUCACCAGAUUUGGACUUACCAGCGUUGCGAACUUUGGACAUAUCAAAUAAUGGAAUUCAGAAAAUUCCCCAUGGAUGCCUAAAAAGUUUGCACCAUUUGCGACGACUGUUCAUGAAACGUAAUGGGUUGAGGCAGAUUGACACCACAACAUUCAGCGAUUUAGAACGAUUAGAAGUACUUGAUCUGAGCGAUAAUCAAAUUUUAUCAGUGCAUCCUAAAAGUUUUAGUAAAAUGGUUCAUUUAAAACAAGUGAAUUUACAUGGAAACACAAUUGAAAAUUUUGAUUUUGUGGCUAUACAGGAGAAUGCAGCAUUAUCAGCUUUAGAUUUUAGCAAAAAUAGAUUGAAAAGUAUAAGCCCUAACUUGGUCAAUAGAGCUUUAGAAGUGGAGGUAUUGAAUAUAUCGUCAAAUAAUUUAAAUGACUUGCCCUUUACAUUAAAUAUACUACCUAAAUUAAAAAUAUUGGAUGCAAGUUUUAAUCACAUUAAACAUUUUGAUGGCAAUACUAUACAUAACAUUCAUACAUUAGCAGAAAUAAAAUUUCCAAAUAAUAAAAUUGUAGAACUGCGCGCUGGCAGUUUUCAAGAUUUAAGAGAUCUUCACACAAUUGAUUUGGAUCAGAACCAAAUUGAGAUAAUUCAUCCUAAAGCAAUUGCAAAUUUGCCUAAUUUAGUAUCUGUGUAUUUAAGCAGAAAUCAUAUUAUAGACUUACCGGAUAACGUUUUUUCUAAUUUACCAAAACUAAGAAUAAUAGAACUACAAGGGAACAGGCUACAGUUCAUAUCACCAAGGGCCUUCGAAAACAUACCGCUAGUACAGUACUUGAAUAUGAGCAAUAAUCAACUGACAAACAUUGAUAACUCAGGUUUAAGGCUACUGACUUCACUUGAAGUUUUGGAUUUAAGUUUUAAUAAACUAACAAAGAUAACAAGAGCGUCUUUUCAAUACAUGGAAUGGCUGGUUGAGCUCAAUCUAGAUAACAAUCAGAUAUGCUACAUUAGUGGCCAACCAUUCGAUUUUAUGCCACGACUUAAAGUUCUUUCUCUGCGGCAUAAUAAACUGAGUACAGUUACAGAACCAACAUUUAUAAAGUUGAGAAAUAACAUUGCUAUUCUAGAUAUUGAUGGUAAUCCGCUUAUUUGCAACUGUGCGAUUAUUUGGUUGAAAGCUUGGUUGUCCGAAUCUUCCACAGUUGGACCAAAAUGUGUUGAUGGAACAUAUGUGAAAUCAAUGCCGUUUUCAAGAAACGAUUGCAUUAAUAUAGCAGUACAAGAUGAAGAUCUCCGGUCAUGCGUUACUCACGAAAACGAAGCACUACUCCCUAACUUAGCUACAUCACAAGUGUUCUCAUCCUUAGACAAAAUAAGAGACUACACGACACAAAUAAAAAACAACUAUCACAUAAACAAAAUUAACAACAGACCCUCUCCAGAGGAAUCAGACUAUUUCUACGACGAGUAUGUCGAUUAUCCGUACAAUGAAACUCUGAUUGAUGGUCUCAAUAACGAUAUUAAUGCCAUACAUAACAAUAACAAAUCUCAAGAAAGUCAAGGUAUACCGACGAUUUAUGCUGGAAUGAAGAACUCCAGUCAACAAAUAAAAACGACAAACACAAAACCGAAUAGUGGAUUUACAUUCUUCGGUAUGCCACUUCCUGCAUUGGACAUGGGUAAACUGUUAAACAGCGGGCGCAAAGUGGACUGGACCGACAAAACUGCUCAACACAAUAAUAAAUAUCAAAGUCAGGAACCACCUAAAUUUGAAACUGGUGGAUUCUCUCCUAUAUUACCUACAACAGCUGGAGGUUUUAAGCCUAUACCAAACCCUGCAGUAAAUAUUUCUCAGACAACAGUCGCUCACAGCGGACCAAACUAUAGUAAAAAAGGCAGUAUGGAACAAACAAUCGCUGCAGUGUCGUCAAAACCGCCGACUACAAAAUCACACAACAGCACCACUCAUCAGAAAAUGAAAAGUGAAAUUCAUGAACUCCAAGCUUAUGUCGAUGAUGACAAUAGUACGCAUGUAGCAUAUAAUAGGACUAAAAAUGUUGAAGAACAAAAAAUUGAUCCCACCAAUCUCAGCAAAUAUAAUUUAAUGGAAUCAAACCUGACAAUAACACAAGUUACAGAAAAAGAAGGCAUAUUGAUAACUACAGAUACAACAAAUGAUAUGUCCCUUCAGGCAUGGAUGGAAACAAGUAGUCAGUCUUACUCUUCCACACCAGUAACAUCUAAACCAGUUAUAAAAAAACACAUUGAAAAUGAUCAGCCAACAGCAUUGUCAGCUAUUCUAGUUCCUAGUAAUGAGGAAAUUGCAAAGAGAAAUUAUACAACCAACACAAACCACAAAAGAGCAGGUACAAUAACCAAAGUGAACAUGCCCCAUGUGGCUCAUUUUGAACAGGAUAAUUAUGCUCCAGUAAUAAAUAGGGAAGGAAAGACGAGAUUUUCGGAGAGUACAAAUAUUGGCAAUAAUAAACCUAGGCAAAUUAAUGAUAAAGACUGGUAUUAUAAAAAUUAUAACAAUUCAAAUUUGGAACCAUACAUAGCGCCUGGUGUCCACACUUCUAAAAGUGAUAGUUUUCGAGAACUAAUUCCAUUAACACUACUGAUUACAUGUUCAAUAAUGAAUUUAAUUUUGAUUGUAUAACUUUAAAGUUAACACUAUUCUGUGUAUUAUAUUAUAUUCAUUGUUUUAUUUUAAGAACACCAAAUUAGUUUCUAAAACAAAUUAGAAAUAGUGAAUACCAAAAUCCCUCAUUUUUUUUCACCCUUUGCAUUAAUUGACACAGAUAGCAAAUGUGAGAAAAUCUAUGGUCCUGUCCCUUUAGAUACAUAUCUCUCACAUUAGAUAUUAAACUA